Messenger RNA from Tachyglossus aculeatus (Australian echidna), 8854 nucleotides. It is a transcript of the gene NFATC3, whose product is annotated as nuclear factor of activated T cells 3. Gene Ontology annotation, biological process: regulation of transcription by RNA polymerase II; cytokine production; calcineurin-NFAT signaling cascade. NCBI's taxonomy places the organism in Eukaryota, Metazoa, Chordata, Mammalia, Monotremata, Tachyglossidae. The transcript is spliced from 11 exons. Gene Ontology annotation, molecular function: transcription factor binding; RNA polymerase II cis-regulatory region sequence-specific DNA binding; DNA-binding transcription factor activity, RNA polymerase II-specific. Bases 183 to 3560 code for a protein of 1125 amino acids. Gene Ontology annotation, cellular component: transcription regulator complex. The record is from RefSeq and is a predicted model, not a curated record.
CGCCAACACCUUUCAGAAAGUUUCCCGCUGAUCUCGCCAUCCCCUCUCCCGUGCUCCCCCCCCCGACUCCGGGCAUGAAGCGGCGCUGAGGGGGGCAAGCCCAGUGUUGUCGCCGGUGCCUGAGCAAGAGCCAUCGCCGCCGCGUGGGGGGAUCCGGCCGCUUCGAGCCCCCUGCCAAACCGAUGACUACUGCAAACUGUGGCGCCAACGACGAGUUCGACUUCAAACUCAUCUUCGGGGAGGACGGGCAACAACAGCCCCCGCCCCUGGGGCCUGCAGAUCUCGAACCAGAUGAUUGUGCAUCGAUCUACAUUUUUAAUGUAGACCAGCCUUCAUCAGCAGUGAACCAGCCAAUCUGUAUCCCAUGCCAUGGACUGCAGCCACACUCCUCAGCUUUGUCACCACCUCCCCAGCUGCAAGGUCACAAAAACUAUGAAGGAACGUGUGAGAUUCCCGAAUCUAAAUACAGUCCGCUUGGAGCCUCCAAGCCUUUUGAGUGCCCUAGCAUUCAAAUCACAUCCAUCUCUCCUAACUGUCAUCAAGGAAUAGAGGCUAAUGAAGACGAACUACAUUCAAACGGUCCAGAAAAUGAUUACCUGGAGAGGCCUUCUCGGGACCAUCUCUACCUUCCCCUUGAGCCAUCAUAUAGGGAAGCGUCCCUUAGUCCCAGUCCUGCCAGCAGCAUUUCUUCUCGGAGUUGGUUCUCCGAUGCUUCUUCUUGUGAGUCUCUCUCUCACGUUUACGAUGACGUGGAGUCCGAGCUGAAUGAAGCUGCUGCCAGAUUUACCCUCGGGUCUCCUAUAGCUUCUCCCGGUGGCUCUCCAAGAGGCUGUCCAAACGAUGAGUCUUGGCCGCAGCAGUAUGGGUUUGGGCACUCCUUAUCACCGAGGCAGUCUCCUUGUCAUUCUCCUCGAACUAGUAUCACUGAUGAAAAUUGGCUUAGCCCCAGACCGACAUCAAGGCCCUCCUCAAGACCCACCUCCCCUUGUGGGAAGCGACGACACUCCAGUGCUGAGAUUUGUUACGCUGGUUCACUCUCACCUCAUCAUUCUCCGACCCCUUCUCCAGGUCACUCUCCGAGGGGGAGCAUAACAGAAGACACGUGGCUAAGUACGUCUCUCCACAGUGUUCCAGGCCUUAGUCCUUCACUUUCCCAGUUCCAGUGCUGUCCGGAGACCGAUAUCCCUCUUAAAACAAGAAAGACCUCCGAGGAUCGGACUGCCACUUUAUCUGGAAAAAUCGAUCUCUGUUCAGAUGACCAAGGUAGUCUGUCACCAUCCCUAGAAACUUCACUAGAUGACAGCUCUGGAGCUCAACCAUCACUGAAGAAAGAUUUGUCCGGAGACCAGUUUCUCUCUGUUCCAUCACAUUUCACUUGGAACAAACCAAAGCCUGGCCAUACACCUAUAUUUCGCACCUCUUCAUUGCCUCCAUUAGACUGGCCUUUACCAGCUCAUUACGGACAGUGUGAACUUAAAAUAGAAAUACAACCUAAAACUCAUCACCGAGCACAUUAUGAAACCGAAGGUAGCCGAGGAGCAGUGAAAGCAUCUACUGGGGGACACCCUGUUGUAAAGCUCCUGGGCUACAGUGAAAAACCAGUAAAUUUACAGAUGUUCAUUGGAACGGCAGAUGAUCGUUAUUUGCGACCACAUGCGUUCUACCAAGUGCAUCGAAUCACUGGGAAGACAGUUGCUACUGCUAGCCAAGAAAUGAUCAUUGCUAGCACAAAAGUUCUGGAAAUUCCACUUCUUCCUGAAAAUAGUAUGUCAGCCAGUAUUGAUUGUGCAGGCAUUUUGAAACUACGAAAUUCAGAUAUAGAGCUUCGGAAAGGAGAGACAGAUAUUGGCAGAAAGAAUACUAGAGUGCGUCUUGUGUUUCGGGUGCACGUUCCCCAACCUAGUGGAAAAGUCCUGUCUCUACAGACUGCUUCCAUACCUGUUGAAUGCUCCCAGCGAUCUGCUCAAGAACUUCCUCAAAUUGAGAAAUACAACAUCAACAGUUGCUCAGUAAAUGGAGGCCAUGAAAUGGUUGUGACUGGAUCUAAUUUUCUUCCAGAAUCGAAAAUCAUCUUUCUUGAAAAAGGACAAGAUGGACGACCUCAGUGGGAGGUAGAAGGGAAAAUAAUUAGGGAAAAGUGUCAAGGGGCUAACAUUGUCCUUGAAGUUCCUCCAUACCAUAACAAAACAGUUACAGCUGCAGUCCAGGUGCAAUUUUAUCUUUGCAAUGGCAAGAGGAAAAAAAGUCAGUCUCAACGUUUUACUUACACACCAGUUUUAAUGAAACAAGAGCACAGAGAAGAAAUGGAUUUAGCCUCAAUUCCUUCUUUGUCCUUGCCUCAGAAUGGCGGCAUCCAAGGCCUACAUCCCAUCCGAACUCAACUGCCUUCUUCAGAAUCGGGAAGCCCCCACGAUAAUUUACUGUCUACAUCACCCGGGAGCCUUGUGUGUCCAAUUCAGCCACCCUAUCCAUCAAUGAUAACCUCCCCCAUAGCCCAUCUGCCACAUAUGCAAAGUAGGAACAUCAGUCCCAGUGAGGAAUGCCACGUAAUGCCUUCUGUUGUAGUCCACCAGGCUUUUCAGGUAACGGCCGCACCCCCCGUGGGGUCUUCUUACCAGCCAAUGCAGUCGAAUGUUAUGUACAAUGGACAGGCUUGUCUGCCCAUUAACACUGCCUCUCAUCCAGCAUUCGAUACGCUUUCAUUUCAACAGGAUGCGGCGGUACCUCACUUAAUAAACCUUGGCUGCCAGCCUCUGCCACCCAUACACUAUCAUCCUUCAAAUUCAGGCCCGUUGCCAACAGCAACCUCGGCACCCAGGCAUGCUUUAGGACCUCCAUCUUGUUCAGAGCAGGCGUCACCUCAUUUUCCGCCAAUGGGCUACCAGUGCCCCAGUGCAGGGCCGGGUCCCGUCUCCUCCACUUCCCCAAAUCAGGCCGUGGGGCAGGUGCCCUCUCAGUUGCAGCCAGGUGCGUACCACCCUUCAAACCCUGGACCUACCACGUCAGCAUCCCCCACAGCUUCCCAUCCCUUGGUCCAUUCCCCACUGUCUGGACCACCAUCUCCUCAGCUCCAACCUAUGCCUUAUCAGUCUCCUAGCUCAGGACCUGUUUCCUCACCAUCUCCAACCACUGUAACUCACUCUAGACAACACUCCCCUCAAGCACACAGUCCUGGACUGGGAAGCCUUUCUGCACCCUCGUCCUUAGUAUGCCACAGGCUGUGCGAUUCAUCUCCGUUUUCGCCAGAUGGAGCAACUUUGAACAUUAAACCUGAACCGGAAGAUCAGGAAUUAAAUUUUGAAACCAUUGGACUCCAGGACAUUACAUUAGAUGAUGACCAUUUUAUUUCUGACUUGGAAUACCAGCCGCCAGGUCCAGCAGAGACAUGGGCUCAACAGUCAGCUCUCAUAUCCAACUCCUUUCUGGAGAAUCUAGAGGUGAAUGAGAUUAUAGGCCGAGACAUGUCCCAGAUCUCUGUUUCACAAGGAGCAACGGGGACCAGCCAGUCGUCUCACGAAUGCCCCGGCUCUCUGGAUUCUGGACUGUCGGACGGAGUCUGAAGUUGGCUACCCCUGCCUGCAAUUAGGUGUCGUUAACAUUGCACUUCUCUCUGAGUAUUUCUCAUCUGUCUCCUCCUCUUAGACUUACUGUGCUUCCAACUCUGUGGCCUUCAUGAACUGGAAAAGGGGGUCUUUACUGCCUCAUUGAUUUGGGUGGAUCUGUUCUUGAGGUAGCAAUGGUGUUUGUAAACCCAGUUCCUCAGAUGAUGGAAACAUUGACUUUGUAAAUGGACAGGAGUAGCACAGAAUGUUUUAACCUGUUUGAAGAUAACUCGUGAGCUUUGCUUUGGAGCAUUUAAAUAGGCUACUCUUCUAUCGCGACUGCUCAAAAGAAUUUGAAGAUAUGUGUUAGUUUUGCUCUUAUAAUCCCAAUCAGUACUGAGUUUUGAGAAGGAUUUAACCCACCCCUCCAGCGUGCUGCUUUUCUUUAGAAGAGCUGUAGAAUAGUUGGUAAUGAUGACUUUUCUGCUUUUUGUCAUUGGAAGGACCUUUCAGGUUUACUCUUGUCUAAAAGGAGACUUUUUAUCGUAAAACCUUCCGGAGACAGAGAUACUUGUCAGCUGCAGCCAGCUCCACAGAAGCCCAGAAUGUAUAAAAUGACAGGGUUUUGUUUUUUUCUUAGGCUCGUAGGAAGCAAAGCCAAAUGUAGAUCUGCACUUCUUUAUAAACGUAACAUGUUUUUUGUGAUAGGUUGAAGAGACACCAUUCCAUCCAUGAAAGAGUUGGGAUAGAAUUGACAUUCCAAAAUCGAAUCUUUUUGUAACUUUAUAGAUGCUCUUCUUGUAUUCGGUGACCUAGGCUCCAUACUGAAAUAGCUUUCCUAGCAAUGUUACCCUUAGAGCCCGAUUUGUUACCCGGCAUUUGAGUUGUACCAUUCAUUUCAAAGCCAUGUUUGCAGGGAGGACAGUUGGAGCUUUGCCUUUUAUAUUUGAAAUAUUUUCAAUCCACCAAUCUUUAGAGACCCUGAACUUUUUCCAUGCAGCCAAUUUUAAAUGUUUCCCAUCUGAUUGCACAGAGAGCUACUAAUGAUGUUUUAUGAAUUCUUUACCACUUUUGACUGCCGAGUUCUAUCCACAGGUCAGUGUCCAUCAAAUCAGGCCCAGUCUCCCAGGAGCCAAAAGAAACCAUCGACUCCAGAUCCAGAUGACCCAGUGUGAGAGCACUUCAAAGUAUGGGACCAAUUGAUUGAAAUGUGUUUUUAGUGUGACGGGCUCCCAACAUACUGCAUGUCAGUAUCCUGGAAAAAUAAGGCCUUGCCUCAUGUCUAAUGCUUUGGGGAGAGGCUGGAGGAUUGAUUUUUUUUUUUUAAGAACUGGGAAUUGUGUCCACUCCAUGGACUGAAAAAAAAAAUAAAUCUCCCCACUUUUGUUUCAAGUCCCAGCUAGUUCCAACCUCCCUUCCCUCUCUCUUCCCCCCCGCCCCCCGACCCACCUUGUUAAUCACUAGUGGAAAAACAGAGUGAGUUCAGGAAAACUUUAGGGAGAAAUCAGUGAUUGGGUCUAGUAUAGACUUGGCCAAAAACACGAAAGAAAAUUCACACAGUGUCGUUGAGGGACUUUAGCCACUUUUGCCAAGAGGAGAGAGCGCAGAAGCCCAUGGUGAUUAAGAAGCCCACCAUUUUUUGAUCAUGUAAAACCCCAUAAAUGAAUCAAGUCAAUAAAUUGGCCAUUUGGGUGGUGAAGACUCAUAAACACACAGCUAUCUGGAGGGAAGAAAUACAAAACAGGAGUAAUGCUGAUUGUAUUUUACAGGACUCUGGACAGAAAACAAGGACUCUGACUUAGUUUGUAGGUCCAUGGUGAUGGCGACUUUUCAUAGCAAAGAUAAGUUUAUCUUGAGUUAUAGUUUGUCUCACCCCCACCCUUUCACUCCAAAGACAAAUGGGAUUCGUUGCUUUAUACUGUAGUGCUCCCAAACUCAGACUUUCUUGAUUAGAAAGCUAGCUGUGGACCUGAAAGUGCCGAAUGGGGCCACAGAUAUUUCACAGUAAGCUUUGGUUUACCGAAUACAACCUGCCUAUCGGAUACAGAAAAAUUUAGAUGUCAGGUCGAAGACCCAGAAACCUUAGUGUGGCUCCUUAGGAAUCCUAUCAAAAAUGGGACAUACAAGUGUAAUGGACACCAAAGUUGUUAGAGCUGGAGGAGAGGGAGGCUUUAUAACUCUGCAAAUAAAGUAGAUAUCUGCUAAAUAGGGCUCAGUAUAGUCCUACAAAUUGCCCAAUUUUUUUUAAUAUUGCAGUUGAAUUGUGAAUCUUUGGAAUGUACUUUCAGCUAAAGAUGAUGAAAGCCUCUCUUCUCCCCUGAAUUACUGUCUCCUUAAAUGAAGCCUGUUUGCUAAUUUAAUGGCUCGAACUGUCUGAAUUUUCACUUCAUAAAUGAGUGUGUGUAACACCAUAAUUCCCUUGGUAAUUUGGUUCAGGGAUUCUAGGGGGAGCAACAUAAGUUAUUUCAAUUAACACCUUAAAAUAUGAUGUUCUUUAUCCCUUAGAGCAGUCCUGAAAGUUGCAGGGUAAAUGUCUGUCUGUGAUGCGUCCUUAAUUACCCUUCCUUUGGUACACAUUGAUAGCCAAAAACCUGUCUAAACCAAUUAAUCUAAACCCCUGCAUGGAUAGAAAGGUUCAGAGCAGUCAGUUGUUUCAAAAACCCCUGUUUUUGAAAAUAUUUGCCGGGGAUCCGGGGAUGAAGAAGGGAUUCAGCCCUGUAAAAUAGCUACGUUAUAAGGGUGAAAAAGUUGAUUUUGAUCGAGUCUCCCAUCAGGAACAACAGAUGAGUCUCGGUUCUGAGACAUCAGGACCAAGAACCCACACAGAGGAACUGAUUCUAGUGCUAGUGACUUUGACAGCCCCAUUCACACUCUUUCGUCUUUGCCAGUCACGUUCCCACUGGGGCACAGGGCGCAACAAGCGAGUGGACAGGCAGAGGUGCCACACAUUGUGAGGCUCUUGGGCGGUCCUCGCCGGUGGUGGCCAGCUAGCAGGAGGGGGUGACCCGGGGCUGCAACCCAGGUUUCCUGAUUCCCGGAGCAGUUUAAUGAUUGGCCCCAGGUCCCACAGCAAGGUAACCGAAGUCCAUUCCUUCUGUUUGACCUACAGUGGACAUGGAGCUGCUCAAACCCAGCAAGGGCAGAACUCAUGGCCUGAAGUUCACCCCAGGCCGAGGGGGGAAACCCACUGAAGCUCUUGAAGGGUAGCAGUGAUUUUUAAACCCAAACCAAGUUGACAGGCCCAGUCCACCUAGUACUUGGUUCCAAACUCUCCACUUCUCCCAGCUCCCUUGUCUUUCCCUCUUCUCUUUCUCUCAGUCCUGAACAGUGGCAUCCCUGACCAUCUGUCCUCCUCCUGCUCUGACUGCCUGCCAGCCUCUUCAGGUCUCCAAAGGGCCUCAGAGGACUGCCCAGCCCUUCAAAGCACUCCCAUUUAUAUCCACCUCUGGCUACCGGGGACUCAACUCUAUCUCUGUUACAUACCCUAAAAUAGAGAGAUGUGCACCCAACCCCAAAACUCCCCCCACCCAACUCUUUCUGCAAUCCCUUGUCCAUUACUAAAAUUGAACGAGUGGCAUAGCCCCUCCAACCUCCCUAUCCCCUGGUCAGCAAACCUCAGGACCCAACCUCUCCGUUAUAAUAAUCUAACCCCAGCACUCCCUCACCAUCCAUGUGCCCCACUCCAGGGCUCAAACUCUUCUGCGUUACGGACCCUAGAACAGUCAGCACGAUCCCCAACACUCUCUGUACCUCAAUGCCUCACCUGCUGAGGGCCCAAAGCCUUUUCCUUUUACAUAGCCUGUAAAAGAGAGGGAGGACCCAGCCCCAACACACCCAACCACUUCUCCAUUACAUACCCCAAAGCAGCCAUACCCAUCUCCAACACUCUGUGUACCUCAGUGCCCCCACUCCUAGGGGAACAUACUCAUAUCUCCAUUAAAUAGCUUGUAAUAAUGAGGAACCGGGCGCCAACAUGCCCAAUCACUUCUCCGUUAUAUAUCUGAAACUGCUCACUGUUGCCCAGGCCCCAACCUCCCCACCACCACCUGCCUCAUAACCAUAGCCCAGAGGCGAUCCAUUGCCCAUUUUGUAAUAAUGGGGGUACCCAGCCCAAACAUACCCAACCAGUUCCCCAUUACAUACCCCGGGUCAGUUAUAACCCUUCCCAACACUCCCUCCUCUGCCCACUGCCGCCCUUGGUGCCUCAGUUUCUCCCUUACCAAGGGACCAAACUCCCUCUCCAUUACAUACCUUGUAACAGUGGCCUGUCCAGGCCCGAAUACACCUGACCACUUCACCAUUACAUACCCAGAUCCAAAAUGACCCUUGCCUCUUAACUGCUCCUGCCAGGGGUCCGAUCCCUUUCUCCAUUACGUAUCCUGAAUCAAUCACUGGUCUGACCUGCACCCAAACGCCCAGCCCCUUCUCCAUUACUUGCCUCUGAGCAAUCUAUUCCCAGCACUAACACCCGUGCCUUAUUGCUCCCACUGCUGUGGUCUCAAACCCCUUGUUUGUUAUGAACUCUGUAGUAGUGGAGGACCUAGCCCCAGAGCACCUAACCACUUCCCCAUUAUGUACCCCAGAACGGUCAUAUCCAACCCCAACACUCCCUCCUCCUCCUACUCCCUCAGUACCUCAGGUCUACCCCUGCCAAGAGCCCAAAGUCCACCUCCAUUAUGUACCCUGAAACAGUCGCUACCCAGGCCCAAAACCACCUCUGCCAGGGAUCCAAACCCCUUGUCCAUUACACACUCUGAAAUUCAAGAGUACCAAUGUGCCCAGUCGCAUCUCCAUUACAACCUUGGAACGGUCAUCGCCACCUCCAACACUCCACCUUCCCCCAACACCUUCUGAACCUCAGCAUCAUCCUUCUUUACCCCAUCCCCACUGAGGGUGCAAACUCCAUGUCCAUUUUGUAAUCUGCAACAGUGGGAUGCCCCAGCCCCAAUCCACCUAUUCUCCAUUACCUACCCAGACCCAAAACUACCUCUGCCUCAUAACCAUCCCCUCGGGGAUCCAUUCCCGUGUUCCAUUACUAUACCCUGCACCAAUAUGCCCAGUCACUUAUUACUUGCCUGUAAACAGUUGGUAGCCAGCACCAAUACCACCUGUGCCUUAUCUCCUCCCGACACCCACUGCUGUGGUCUCAAACCCCUUGUCUAUUACAUAUGCUGAAAAGGUGGUGUCCUCAGCCCCAACACCCCCAAUCACUUCCCCAUUACAUACCCUGGAACUGUCAUAAUAAAUGGUAUUUGUUAAGCACUGACUUAUGUGCCAGGCACUGUACUACACACUGGGGUAGAUACAAGAUA